CCGCCCAGACGAGGCACGGCACGGGCACACGAGAGAGCUCGCACUGCUUUUGCGCCUAUUACUCACACAUCAUCCAUUCCUUCUUCCAUCCCUACCCCGUCCUCUCGCUACCCGCCCAUCACCACCACGCAGCACAUCCAACUCCAGCACCGUCACGCUGGCAGAAAGACUCAAAUCCAUUGCCUCGGCCGCCAUCUCCUCCAUCCUCCCGCACAGCGUCGAGACGAGCAACCCGCACACCAUCAUGCCCGCCGCCAGCGCCGAGACCGAGCAAGCGGCCUUCGAGGCCGAGGUCAAGGAGAUUGAGCAGUGGUGGAAGGAGUCGCGAUGGCGGUACACCCGGCGCCCCUACACCGCCGAGCAGAUUGCCAACAAGCGCGGCAAUUUGAAGAUUGAGUAUCCCAGCAAUGCCAUGUCGAAGAAGAUGUGGAAGAUUGUGGAGAAGAGGUUUUCCGACCGCGAUUGUAGCUACACCUACGGAUGUCUCGACCCCGUCAUGGUCACGCAAAUGGCCAAGUACCUCGAUACCGUCUACGUCUCCGGAUGGCAGUCGUCCAGCACUGCGUCGACCAGCAACGAACCCGGCCCCGAUCUCGCUGAUUACCCCUACACCACCGUCCCCGAGAAGGUGGAACAUCUCUUCAAAGCGCAGCUCUUCCACGACCGAAAGCAGCGUGAAGAGCGCUUGACGACGCCCGCGUCGGAGCGAUCAAAGGUCGCCAACACCGACUUCCUCAACCCCAUUGUUGCCGAUGCCGAUACCGGACAUGGUGGUAUCAGUGCCAUUAUGAAGCUCACCCGCUUGUUCAUUGAGAAGGGCGCGGCCGGAGUCCACAUUGAGGACCAGAUGCCGGGAACGAAGAAGUGUGGGCAUAUGGCUGGCAAGGUUUUGGUGCCCGUUAGCGAGCAUAUCAACCGCUUGGUGGCCAUUCGAGCCCAGGCCGAUAUCAUGGGAUCUGAUCUUCUGGCCAUCGCAAGGACAGACGCUGAAGCCGCCACUCUUAUCACCAGCACCAUUGACCCCCGAGACCACGCCUUCGUCCUUGGCGCCACCAAUCCCGCUCUCCAGCCCCUUAACGAUCUCAUGAUCGCCGCCGAGCAAGCAGGCAAAUCCGGCCCAGACCUCCAAGCCAUCGAGGAUGCCUGGACGGCGCAAGCGGAUCUCAAACCCUUCGACCAGGCCGUAGCAGACACCAUCCGCGCCGGCGUGCAUGUCGACAAACAGGGUCUGAUUGAGGAGUACACCAAGCAAGCCAAGGGCAAGAGCAAUGCCGAAUGCCGAUCGAUCGCCAAGGGCCUCGUGGGCGUCGAUGUCCACUUCGAUUGGGAUGCGGCGAGGACGAGGGAGGGCUACUACCGCUUCCACGGCGGUUGCCAGCCGAGUGUGGUGCGGGCCAUCGCUUUCGCCCCGUACGCCGACCUCAUCUGGAUGGAGAGCAAGAAGCCCGAUUUCGCGCAGGCAAAGGAGUUUGCCGAUGGCGUGCAUGCCGUUUGGCCGGAGCAGAAACUCUCCUACAACCUCUCCCCCAGCUUCAACUGGAAAGCCGCCAUGGAGCCCAAAGAGCAAGAGACCUUCAUCAAGCGCCUCGCCACCCUCGGGUACUGCUGGCAGUUCAUCACGCUCGCCGGCCUGCACAGCACCGCGCUCAUCUCCAACUCGUUUGCGCGCGACUACGCGAAGCGCGGCAUGCGCGCGUACGGCGAGACGGUGCAGGAGCCGGAGAUGGAGCAGGGCGUUGAGGUCGUCACGCAUCAGAAGUGGAGCGGGGCCAACUACAUUGAUAACUUGUUGAUGUUGGUGCAGGGUGGGGUGAGCAGUACUUCUGCUAUGGGCAAGGGGGUGACGGAGGAUCAGUUCAAGUGA
Molecule: messenger RNA, 1864 nt
Organism: Neohortaea acidophila
Lineage: Eukaryota; Fungi; Ascomycota; Dothideomycetes; Mycosphaerellales; Teratosphaeriaceae
Product: isocitrate lyase
Exons: 4
Coding region: 245-1864 (539 amino acids)
Biological process (GO): carboxylic acid metabolic process
Molecular function (GO): isocitrate lyase activity
Source: RefSeq, a predicted model, not a curated record